This is a messenger RNA of Komagataella phaffii GS115, 1545 nucleotides long. RefSeq lists its product as hypothetical. The transcript has a single exon. Lineage: Eukaryota; Fungi; Ascomycota; Pichiomycetes; Pichiales; Pichiaceae. Bases 1 to 1545 code for a protein of 514 amino acids. Gene Ontology annotation, molecular function: protein binding. The record is from RefSeq and is a predicted model, not a curated record.
AUGGAACAACUGAUCCCCUUUAUUCUUUUUGCAGUGAUAAGUCAGUGGUUUGACGACUCGCACUAUUCAGCUUAUGCUGCUGUCAACUACCCUCCUGAAAUUUGGACUCAAAUUCUCAAUCAGCUGAACCAAAAAGACGUGAUAGCGUUGAUGCUUACCAACCGCAUCACGUGCAGCUUAUCUGCCACGCGGCUCUAUCGAAGAGUGUAUAUCACUGCUGAGAAUUCGCAGAUGCCAUCAACUUCGUACGAUGAGUGGAACUACACUGUUACCACUGCAACCAGGUUCCUCAAGAUGCUUCGAACAAGCCAUGGUAGUAAGUUAGCAGUGGAGACCGUUUAUGUCGGGUGCAAACUUAAUUCUGUCAUUCUUUUCGAACUCGCAAGUCAUCUACCGCAUGCGGCUCUGGUUUGCAUGGACAUGGCUUACGUGAUCCUUCCCCAUCACAGUUGGGGAAGUUCUUUUUGGAUCAUAGGAAAUGCAAUUACCAAUAAUAUAGCGCAGUUGAGGCUGGAAGAGCUCGCAGUUGAUGAUAGUAUUCCCUUUUAUGGGCUGCAACGUGGUAGAGCGCUUCAUUUGCCUUCCUUGAAGAAGCUCUCCGUCAAAGCAACUCACUGGUCUAAAACUUUACCAUUGGUGACUGAUCUUUUCAGUGCUAUGCAUCCAUUUCAAUUGGAGAGUCUUGAAGUGGGCGAUCCUUUGGUCUUUUGCGAGGUUUGCAGUUCCUUGGGCACCUCUGAACAGUUCCGCUUAAAGUCUUUGACCCUGGAUUUUGGAUCCUCUAGUGAUAUUCCUCCAGAUUACGACUACACAAGACUUUUAGAAAUUAUGAAAAACAGUAUUCAAGAAGUAAAUGAGCUUCGUUUACGAUUUUGGACUUUUCAAGAAACAGAUGGUAUAUCAGAGUUCCUUAGAAAGAUAGCGGUAUUGUUGGGUCCAAAUCUUCAAUCAUUGGGAAUAUUUUUUCUUGGAGAAACUCCCAGAUCCAUUGAAGAUCAGGAUUCGAUUCAACUAGUUACCACCAAGUUAUAUCCAUCGUAUCUACCAGAUAUCGUCGGAUUUUUUGCUGCGAUCCAGCAUCUUCGCUUAGAAGAAAUCACUUUAAGCGUGUCACACCAAAUAGGACUGGAUGAGUUGACGGCAAAUGUAUCGAAUUCCAGGUUCUCAAUACUUAGUGCAGCAUUAUUGUUAUCCGUAGUGCGGCUAAACGUUUUUGGUAACCUGUGCGGGCCUUUCUUCAACGGAUGGGUUCGGCGAUACGAUAUUGGCCAUGGCCGAAUUUUUCGAAUAGCUCCUCGACACAACGUCUUGGGUGGUGCCCUCCCACCAAUUCAGGACGAUCAUAUCCAAUCUUUACCUGAUCUGGAGAUGGCGCAGCUCGUUUCCCAACGUCAGUUUAUCUGUGCUGCGCGUGGCCAAGUUUCAGUGCCAUUCACCACCGCCAACAAGAAUGCGCCUCUUUUGCGAGAGCGCUACCGGCUUCUGAUAGAAGAUCACGCGGGUCCUUUACCAGCGGAUAUACAUAUCAACGGUCUCCCAGUUUAG